GCGCGACCAGCAGCGCGCGGCGCCGCCAUGUCAGUACCGGGGCCCUGCGAGGGGGUGGAACGGCGGGGAAACGGGGCUCUGCCCCAUAGCGCCCCGUUCGGGCUUUGACCCGGCCUGGCAGCUGAAGGGGGAAGCCCCUGGCCCUGCCCCAUAGCGCCCCGUUCGGGCUGUGACCCGGCCUGGCAACUGGGGGGGGGGGAAGCCCCUGGCCCUGCCCCAUAGCGCCCCGUUCGGGCUGUGACCCGGCCUGGCAGCUGGGGGGGAAGCCCCUGGCCCUGCCCCAUAGCGCCCCGUUCGGGCUGUGACCCGGCCUGGCAGCUGGGGGGGGGAAGCCCCUGGCCCUGCCCAUAGCGCCCCGUUCGGGCUGUGACCCGGCCUGGCAGCUGGGGGGAAGCCCCUGGCCCUGUCCCAUAGCGCCCCGUUCGGGCUGUGACCGAGCCUGGCAGCUGGGGGGGGAGCCCCUGGCCCUGCCCCAUAGCGCCCCGUUCGGGCUGUGACCGAGCCUGGCAGCUGGGGGGGGGAGCCCCUGGCCCUGCCCCAUAGCGCCCCGUUCGGGCUGUGACCCGGCCUGGCAGCUGGGGGGGGAAGCCCCUGGCCCUGCCCCAUAGCGCCCCGUUCGGGCUGUGACCGGGCCUGGCAGCUGGGGGGGAAGCCCCUGGCCCUGCCCCAUAGCGCCCCGUUCGGGCUGUGACCCGGCCUGGCAGCUGGGGGGGAGCCCCUGGCUCUGCCUCAUAGCGCCCCGUUCGGGCUGUGACCCGGCCUGGCAGCUGCGGGGGGAGCCCCUGGCUCUGCCCCAUAGCUCCCCCUUUCGGGCUGUGACCCGGCUUGGCAGCUGGCGGGGAGCCCCUGGCCCUGCCCCAUAGCGCCCCGUUCGGGAUGUGACCCGGGCUGGCAGCUGGGGGGGAGCCCCUGGCUCUGCCCCAUAGCUCCCCGUUCGGGCUGUGACCCGGCUUGGCAGCUGGGGGGAAGCCCCUGGCCCUGCCCCAUAGCGCCCCAUUUGGGCUGUGACCCGGCUUGGCAGUUGGGGGGGAGCCCCUGGCCCUACCCCAUAGCGCCCCGUUUGGGCUGUGACCAGGCCCAGCAGUUGGGGACUGAACCCACAGGCAUGCUUGGGGUGGUUCUGUCUCCCUGCACCGUCUAGAUGGUGGGUCUAGUGACCCACUGGAUCUCAGACAAAAGAACCCCUGUCUGUACUGGGCAGGGAAACCCCAUAUUUACCCAGAGCUCUUGCUAGUGCUCAGCCAACAGCGUCAGUGGGUAGGGCCCUGCCCUGCACCUGAGCUGUUCCGGGUGGUAAAUGCAGGAAGCUUGGCCAGCCCAUGUCCGUGGAAGCCACGACGGGGACACGGUGGUGAGAGCCCCCGAAGGGUGUGAACGCCCAGGGCUGUGCCAGUCGUGCUCUGGGGCCUGGUUCUCCUUUACGCCCCAGGUAGUUCUUUGUGCCAGUGCACAGAGGGUGCCGAGCGCCACCCGGUCACGAUGAGGGAGUUUCGCCCACACUUUGUCCUGGCUUAAAUGGCUGCACAGGGCAAUGAGGAAUCAGGUGCCCUUUGUGCCAGCGAGGUUGAUGCCAAGGGGCUCUGCCAGGCAGGCGUCAGCCCCUGGGGAAUAGCCCUGGCCUUUACACCUCGUCUGCAGCAGCUCUGGGCACAGGGGCCAUCCUGGGGGGAAGGGCUAGAGGAAGGGAGCAGAUGGGGGUGGGAUGAGGUGGAGCUGGAUUUGCACCGUGGUGAUUCUGCACCCCUGCAAACCCCAUAGGGCUCACUGAGGUAGGGGCACAAUGUCGGGCAGCUCUUGGGGCCCUGCUUCCCUCAUACCUUGAGUAGGGGAGGCUGCAGCUUCUUGGGCCAGGUGCAGGGAGGGAUCUGAUCCAAAGACGGAGAAUUAGGACGAACCUCUGGAGCAGGGGAGCUGAAUGGCAGGUACGAUGCCCUGGAAGUGGAGCUGUACUUGCUGUGGAGGGGUCUCUCCACCCCUACAGGAGUAAGGGGGAGCCCUGGUGGCUGACCCACUCCCCCCCAGGAUGGGAGCCCCAUAGCUCUGUCUGACCCUGGGAGCAACCCCCUCGUCCGCCUCUAAUUUCUGUUCCAGUGCCAGGGAAUGUUUGCAGGGGGCAGCUGGGCCCCCUUCUCUCCAGGACACUGCAGGGGUUUGUCCGCGUGCCCAGGCGUGUGUCCACACUGCCCCAGGCUGCACAGACACAGCCCACCUCUGUGCUCUGAGCCAUGUAAACACCGCCCCUCCCCCGCGGGUGCCCGUUGGGACCCCGGCAGGGUGAGCUUCUCCCUGGCUGUGCCGUGUGGGUGCCAGCUGGGACCCUGGCCAGCUGUUGGCGCAAGAUGACCCAUAGCACAUACUGAACCCUUGGAAGACUGGGUGUGCUCCAGGCUGGAUUUGCCUCUGGGAGUUUCUCUUCCUCCCCUGGGGCCUGGUGUCUCCCUGCCCCGCCGCAAUCUGCCCAAGGCCAGUGGGAAUGGCCUGUUGCGGUGAUCGUUGGAAUUCCAGCAGCAGGGUUGCAUCUGGCUGUGUGCACCCGCCCAGGUGUGUCGUGGCUUCGGGGAGCGGUGCUGGCUCUCUGUGACUUGCAAAGCUUUGCCUGCUUGGUCUCCCAUCAGUGGGAAGAAUGGGCUCGGUUUCGGAGCUGCUCACGGCAGUUCCCCUUCACCAGAGGCCGGAUCUGGUGGAGGUCUGCGCUGAGCUCAUCAACGAAGAGUGGAAGAAAAGCAAGACCUCUCGCAUGUACUCACUCCAGAAGUCCACAGACAACUUCCCCAUGUGUCUGGUGCUGAUUAGAACCCAGAGGGACACAGAGGCUGCCGAGGAAGGGAAGAUGGCAAAGACCCAGCUCCUUGGGCACGCCAGGUUAUCCCGCGUUGUCAGCCAGCCCGAGAGCUUGUUUGUGGAAACGGUUGUGGUCUCCAGGGCGCUGCGGGGUCAGGGGUACGGCCGGAAGCUGAUGGAAGCCACCGAGAGCUACGCCAAGUCCCGUGGCUUCAGGCACCUGCAUCUCACCACACAUGACAAGCAGCACUUCUAUGCCCACUUGGGCUACACUGCAUCUGAGCCGGUGCAGAGCAUGGGGUUCAUGAGCUCUGUGGUCCCCAUGGAGUUCCUGCAGAUGCUCUCCAGCCCCCCUCCUCACACUAGAGCACCUGCUUGGGGACCGGGAAAGCCCAGUCCCACCGCCUCCCAUCUUAACAGCAGAACUUCAGGAGCCAACCCGCCUCCACUACCGUCCUCCACACCCCCUGCCCACUGCACCGCCACUGUGUGCCCACCACCACCUCUGCCACCGUUGCCGUCAUCUCUGUCUCCACCGAUCUGCUCUUUAAACUCCUCACAAUCUGCCAUUCCCCCUCCACUCCCCUUGCCACCUUCACCUCCCCAUGGUUCCCCUUUCCAUUGCAGGAUCGCUGCUGCGGGGCUGCCUCCACCUCCCCCUUUACCUCCACCAGCUGCCCAUGUAAGCUCUGCACACCUUCUGCCCCCUCCCCCUGGUCCUCCACCAUGCCACCUCCCUCUGCUAGGCCAACCAGUUUUUCCUGGCCCCAUCGCCUCCAGUUCACCAGGGGAGGAUCCCUAUGGUCAGACCCUGCUGGAGACACCGUACCGCGACCUCAGAGGGCUCCCCAUCUUCUGGAUGAAGAAGGACAUUUGAUUCCUGCACAAUGUGCUAAUGGGAUGCUGAUUAAAAGUUGGGGUUGGGGAGAACUCCCCUGCCCCCGCCUUACCCACUG
Messenger RNA from Chelonia mydas (Green sea turtle), 3737 nucleotides. It is a transcript of the gene NAA80, whose product is annotated as N-alpha-acetyltransferase 80, NatH catalytic subunit. Bases 2624 to 3658 code for a protein of 344 amino acids. The record is from RefSeq and is a predicted model, not a curated record. Gene Ontology annotation, molecular function: N-acetyltransferase activity; acetyl-CoA binding. The transcript has 2 exons. Gene Ontology annotation, cellular component: cytoplasm. Gene Ontology annotation, biological process: protein acetylation. Lineage: Eukaryota; Metazoa; Chordata; Testudines; Cheloniidae.